AUGCCGCGCAUUUGUCUGCUUGCGCUAAUCGGCCUGCCGGGCGCUGGCAAGACACGCCUUAGCAACUGGCUGCUGGAUCAACCCACAUCUCUUACCGGCUGGAAUGUGUUGCAUCUGUGCUACGAUGACCAUUUUAACAUAGAAUUUAAAAACAACACAGACUAUAAAACGCAGCGCAAGUUAAUACACAAUUUGUUGACACAGCUCAUUGCGGCACUUCAAGCGGGCGCCACUGAGUUGCCUGCCAAGGUGCGAGGUGCAACUACAACAGCCAUUGGCAACAACAACAACUUUCUAAUUGUUUGUGAUGAUAAUCAUUAUUAUCGCAGCAUGCGCUAUAAGCUUUAUCAGUUGUGUCGCAGCCAAAACUGCCUGUAUGCACAGAUUCAUGUGGCCAGCAGCCUGGACGCAUGUCUCCAGGGAAAUGAGUCACGUGGCUCGGAUGGCGUGCCGCCAGCUGUCAUACGCCAAAUGCAAACGCGUCUCGAGCCGCCCAGUGAGACAGACACCGGCUGGGAGAGGCUAAGCCUAACACUAACCAGCACAGACUAUGCUGCGGCAGCGCAAACCAUCAACGGGUUUAUUCAAUCCUUACUCGAGAGCCAACUGGUUGGCACGCCUUUAGCGAGCGUGAAACAGCCGCAGGUGCAAUCGCUGGUACAUCAGCUGGACCUGCAGCUGCGGGCGCGCAUUCAGAUCCGAAUGGAUGCCAUCAAAGAACAUCAACAGAAACGAAUCAGGAGCCACGCUUUGAACGAACAACGCAAACAGAUUUUGGCUAAAUUUCGUCUUGAUAUGCGCAACAGGCAGACAGACUUUUCUAAUCUUGACUUGGAAUACUAUGUUAAUUUGUUAAGCUAGUCUAAAGGAAAAUAAGCUUUAACUGUUCAUAUGGACAUAUUUACAUAAUUUCUACAGUGUUGUACAUUAAACAAAAAGAAAACAAAUCAAUCUGAAACAUAUUCUAAAAACUA
Messenger RNA from Drosophila montana, 974 nucleotides. It is a transcript of the gene Pstk, whose product is annotated as Phosphoseryl tRNA kinase. NCBI's taxonomy places the organism in Eukaryota, Metazoa, Arthropoda, Insecta, Diptera, Drosophilidae. Gene Ontology annotation, molecular function: tRNA binding; kinase activity. Bases 1 to 861 code for a protein of 286 amino acids. The transcript has a single exon. The record is from RefSeq and is a predicted model, not a curated record.